This is a messenger RNA of Procambarus clarkii (red swamp crayfish), 810 nucleotides long. RefSeq names its product AN1-type zinc finger protein 1. Gene Ontology annotation, molecular function: zinc ion binding. Gene Ontology annotation, cellular component: cytoplasm. The record is from RefSeq and is a predicted model, not a curated record. NCBI's taxonomy places the organism in Eukaryota, Metazoa, Arthropoda, Malacostraca, Decapoda, Cambaridae.
AUGGAGUAUCCAAACUUGGGUAAACACUGCCAGGAAUCAACAUGCAACCAACUUGAUUUUCUCCCAAUUAAAUGCCAGUUUUGCAGCGCCAAUUUUUGUAAAGAUCAUUUUUUGCCCCAACAUCACCAAUGCCCUGGAGAUUACAGCAAAAUCAAGCUACAGGUGUCGGAUAAUGUUAACUACAGGUACCCUUGCCAGCAUUCUGGCUGCACAAGUGGAGAACUUGCACCAGUAAUCUGCUCUGGUUGUUCCAAUAAUUUUUGUCUUUCGCAUAGACAUCAGAUCGAUCAUGGAUGUACAGCUUACAAACCUCCAGAAAACGCAAUGGCCGAGGCAGAUGUUAAAAUGAAGAAAAUUACAGAGCGUCUGGACUCCACACCUGCUAAGAAAGGACAAGGCAGGAAGUCUGAUAAGCUAUCAGCCAAGGUACAGUUAAUGAAAUUGAAGCAAAAGUCAUGUGGUGAUCAGGGUUUGCCACAGGAGGAGCGAGUUUACCUUAUGGUUCUUUUGCCAAAAAGUUAUAGUGCUACAGGACAACCAGUAUUCGUUUCCCAUCAUUGGACAGUUGGCAAAGCCAUUGACGCAACAGCUAAUAUUACGAAGGUGGCAAAUCACAAUAAUAUCCUGGGUGCAGAUAAACUGAUGCUUUUCCAUGCAAGUGAUGGCUCUAAACUUGGUCCCAUGGAUCAGACACUGAAAUCACUUCUAGAUGAUCAGCAAAUUUAUAAUGGACAAACUGUUAUACUGGAAUACUUGCAACAAGACAAAGAUUGCUUAUGUACUUUCAAGAAUUACAAAGUAUAAAACUUU